AUGUCUAGUAUUGCAGUGAAAGCUUUUCUGAAGAAGCCCCAAGAGCCUGGGGAGUAUGAAAUUAGGAGAUUCAACCUAGAAGCGAAUGUGGCUUCCAGUUUCUUGCAUUUGGUUGGAAGAAUUUGCAUAGUCUUCCCCGAGUUAGCCAACAAAAAGUUGAAGCUCCUCUGGAAAGAUAGUGAGGGUGACAUGAUAACUUUUUCGAGUGAUCAGGAGUUGAUGAUGGCUCUUGAAGGGUCUUCAUCUGCAGAAACAUUCAAAAUUUUUAUCGAAGUGGACCCCACAGAUGCUGCAGAGAAGAGUGAACCUCAAAAGAGCAAUCUAAAACAGCAAAAGAAGGAGUUGCACCCCAACAUAACGUGCGAUGGAUGCGAGGGGGAAGUGAGAGGGACUAGGUACAAAUGCACGGUCUGCCCAAAUUAUGAUCUCUGUGAGGCGUGCAAGGCAACUGGUCUCCACGAGGAACAUGAGAUGAAGGCGUUCGAGAAACCUGUCAAUGGCAGACGUCAUUAUCACCACCCUGGACAUGCCCAGUUUCACCAUCACUUUCCCCCUCAUCAUCAUGCUCCCCCUCAUCAUCAUGUUCCACCUUUCUUCACUCCACCACCUUACUCUGGCGGACAACCCAACGUCCCACCACCUCCAUUGUUUUCAAACUCUAAUGUGUUCGGUAUGGCAGCACCCUUUGUUGGCAUGGGGGUGCCAUUUGCUUCCGGUGCGGAUGCCCAGAAAGAUGCCAGGAAAGCAUGGAAGAGAUGGUGGAAGCAGGUCCAUGGGUUUGGAUGUGAUGGGCAAAAUGGUUCAAAAAAAUGUAAGAAGGAGGAGAAGAAAUCUGAGAGGGAUGGUGAAUCGAGAGAUGAUUCUGAAGAAAAGAAACGAGAUGAGAAGAUGGAAGAAGAACAUGCGACCGCCAAGGACAACAAUGCUGGUGCUGGCUCAACUGGUAGCAGCAGCGAAGAUGAAGAUCCUAGAACUGCUCAGGCUGAGUACUUGAGAUCAGUUGGACAGUCGGUGGCAGCCAUGUUGGACCCCCUUGGAAUUUCCGUGGAAGUUGAUGUCGAGCACAACGGCAAGAAACAUCACUGCCACAAAAAGGCCAACUUGAAGAAUGCAGGAGAGUACUUCAAAGAUUUUACUUUCCCUGGCGGAUGUGCAUGGGUCUUCCAAGGACCAGGAACUGGAGGAGUUGGAGUGCAAACUAGUAGUGGCACCUUCUCUCAAUCCCAUUCACAGUCUCAAUCCCAAUCUACUUCUGGAGCUACCCCCACCAAUACAAAUGCAUCCAAUGGUACUACCACCACUACUACAUUCACAACUGGACCCAACGGAGCUACCACCAAGAUGACCACAGUCACCAGCACAAAAACUUCAUCCUCCUCCUCCUCCUCUUCCUCAACUACAACAACUGAUUGCAAACCAAAGGAGACAGCCGAAGGAGCUGCAGCAGCUCAGAAGAACCCUGAAACAUCACCUGGGAGUCUUGAAGAUAAAUCCCCGGAAUCUGAUUGGACGUUCGUAAAAGAUGACGAUAUGGUCAGCGAAUCAACUGUGAGUAUGCAGAAACUGAAAAUAGGUCAGGAUGACCCAGUAAUCUUGAAUGCGGUUGAUCACAUGCAGCUGAUGGGAUUUGAGGACGAUGGCAAAGGUGGUGACCUCUACGAGCUGCUGACCAGCCUCAGUGGUGACAUCAGCAAGGCCAUUGACGUCAUCAAUUUCAAUAAGAAGAUGCAGGAGAAGAAGGAUUAA
This is a messenger RNA of Helobdella robusta, 1746 nucleotides long. RefSeq lists its product as hypothetical. Bases 1 to 1746 code for a protein of 581 amino acids. Gene Ontology annotation, cellular component: aggresome; amphisome. Gene Ontology annotation, molecular function: protein kinase C binding; zinc ion binding; K63-linked polyubiquitin modification-dependent protein binding. The record is from RefSeq and is a predicted model, not a curated record. NCBI's taxonomy places the organism in Eukaryota, Metazoa, Annelida, Clitellata, Rhynchobdellida, Glossiphoniidae. Gene Ontology annotation, biological process: endosome organization; mitophagy; aggrephagy. The transcript has 3 exons.